Danio rerio (zebrafish) is the source of this 3508-nucleotide messenger RNA. The record is from RefSeq and is a predicted model, not a curated record. Lineage: Eukaryota; Metazoa; Chordata; Actinopteri; Cypriniformes; Danionidae.
CCUUUCGCUUUCUCCUGGACUAUGUUUGAUUCAUGCCAGAAAGAUGAUUCACACUCCACCAUAUCCGGCAUGAGGGAACCCUCACUCUCCAUCCAUAAUUCAGAUCCCCUCUCUCUCCUUCUCUCUUUCUCUGUUGUAUCUGCAUCUCCAUCCUCACGCACGCUGCCUGGAUCCUGUGCAGCUGUCGAUGCAUCGGGUAAAAGAUUGCGCCGUAUAGAAGACGGGGGAUCUAUGAAAGCCUACAGGCUGGAGAGGGGAUCCCAUUGAUCAGCGGAGGGAGAAACUCUUGCCGCUCAGCCGGAGAUUCGUGAACAGGUCAAGGAGACUGAAUCUAGAGGAGAUUCAACAUGGCCGCUGCUGUCACCUUACAUGUUCGUUGCAUCUGGGCUUGAACGCAUCUGCGAAUACUUCUCGGGUGCAUGAUGUAAAUGCAUUUCUGACGCCUUUCCAAGAUGAACGACUGAAAUAUGAAACUCAUUCAAGCGUUCUGGACCUCCGGGGUGGCGUCUGAUUAAAUCAAGCCCCUCAGACGCGCAUCAGAGGAGGGGAAGAAGGAGUGGAGGUGGCCGCUGGCUGGUGGUGGUGGAGGAGGUGGAGGCGGAGGAGGGUUUGGGAAGCAUCUACAUCCAUUGGAAUAUACCAUUUGUGGAAUACCACGGUCUGUUUGGAAUAUUGCCGAACUUUGGGAGUUUCGCCGUAGUUUUGGGGAAUCCUUGCGGAAUAUUGGGAAUUUGUGUCCUGUUUGCAGUCAUGAAGGUGAACCCGAGCUCUUGUUUGUGUCCUGUACUUCUGUGUCUGUGUUUUCUGGAGAGGGGUUACGAGGCCAGAAAUUACAGCCAGGCCAAAGUUAUUUCCAGGAGCCACAAUGCAACGCAUCACAACCAGACUAAGGACGGGGAAACCGAGGUUCACCAUCGGCCCAAACGCGGAUGGAUAUGGAACCAGUUCUUUGUCUUAGAGGAACACAUUGGGACAGAUGCACAAUAUGUAGGAAAGCUGCAUUCUAAUUCAGACAAAGGUGAUGGUUCGGUCAGGUACAUCCUUAGCGGUGAAGGAGCAGGGAGUAUAUUCAUCAUCAACGAGGUAACGGGAGACAUCCACGCCACCAAAAGUCUGGACCGCGAAAAGAAAUCACAUUAUGUUCUUCACGCGCAGGCCAUCGACAUCAACACCAACAAACCUCUGGAGCCUGAGUCAGAGUUCAUUAUAAAAGUGCAGGAUAUUAAUGACAAUGCACCCAAAUUCCCUGACGGGCCCUUCGUCACGUCUGUGCCUGAGAUGUCAGAACUUGGUACAUCAGUUUUUCAAGUGACGGCGACAGACGCCGAUGACCCUACAUAUGGAAACAGUGCCCGGGUGGUGUACAGCGUUCUACAUGGACAACCAUACUUCUCCGUCGACCCCAAAACAGGUAUCAUCAGAACAGCUCUGGCAGACAUGGAUCGAGAGGCGAGAGAACAUUACUCAGUGGUAAUUCAAGCCAAAGACAUGGCAGGGCAGGUGGGAGGACUGUCGGGCUCCACCACGGUCAACAUCACCCUAACUGACGUCAACGACAACCCACCCAAGUUUCCUCAGAAGAAUUACCAGGUGUUUGUCCCAGAGUCAGCGCAGGUGGGGAAACCAGUGGGGAAGAUCAAAGCCAACGACGAGGACAUCGGAAUCAAUGCAGAGAUCAAAUACAGCAUCCUGAACCCCGAGGGGGCCGCCGUUUUCUCCAUCUCCACAGACAAAGACACCAGAGAGGGAGUAAUCACACUCAGAAAGCCAUUGAAUUAUGAGAAGAAGAAGCAGUACAGUCUCCACAUCUCAGCAGAAAACACACACGUGGACCCGCGCUAUUCUUAUCUGGGCUCCUUCAAAGAUGACGCCACACUCAAGAUCACAGUGGGAGACGUGGACGAGCCGCCGCUUUUCUCCAUGGAUUAUUACAUUAUGGAGGUGUACGAAAAUGCUAGAGUGGGCACUGAAGUGGGAGCCGUUACAGCCAGAGACCCUGACAGCAAAAACAGCCCCGUCAGGUAUUUCAUCGAGCGGAGAGAAGACAAAGAGGUGUAUUUCGAUAUUGAAUCCAUCAGCGGAGUCAUUAGAACUACUCAGCUGCUGGACCGGGAGGACACGCCCUGGCACAACAUCACUGUCAUGGCAACAGAGGAAGACAAUCCCAGUCUUCAGAGCCAUGUGCCUGUCACCGUGCAGGUUCUGGAUGUCAACGACAAUCCCCCAAAAAUCAACACAGAAGACGAGAUCAUCAUCUGUGAAGGCACUAGAGCAGGACAUGUCAUUCAGACAAUCACUGCUGUGGAUAAAGAUGAUUUUGCAAACGGAAAGGGAUUUUCCUUCUCUUUUCCUGGAGGAGUUUCUGCCAACCCUAACUUUACAAUUAAAGACAAUGAAGACAGCACUGCCAGCAUCACGGCCCGCCGCCGCUUCCACAGACUAACCCAGGAGCUGUACGAGUUGGCGGUGGUGGUGUGGGACGAUGGAGAGCCCGUCCUGAGCAGCACUGGGACCCUCACGCUCCGGGUGUGUUCCUGUCAGAGGGGCACUAGGCUAAAGAUCUGCCAGAGCGAAGCAUUUCUGUCCUCCGCAGGACUCAGCACUGGAGCUCUCAUCGCCAUACUGCUUUGCAUCCUCAUUCUGCUGGCCAUCGUGAUUCUCUUCAUCACGUUACGGAGAAGCAAAAAAGAGCCGCUGAUUAUCUCGGAGGAGGACAUCCGGGAGAAUGUGGUGACGUAUGAUGAUGAAGGAGGAGGUGAGGAGGACACCGAAGCUUUCGACAUCAUCGCUCUACGAAACCCUGCUGCCGCAGAGGAGCUCAAGUUUCGCCGGGACGUCCAACCCGAGUGCAUCCGGCCAUGGUCAUCCCGGAGGCCAAUCCGGAGCCGCCUCAGCCCCUCGUCCCUGGACAUAGACGAGGAGACGGAUGUGGGUGAGUUUAUCAAACAGAGGGUGUCCGAGGCGGAUCAGGACACUAGUGUACCACCCUACGAUUCCUUACAGACCUAUGCCUACGAGGGUCAGGGGUCUCCAGCCGGCUCCGUCAGCUCGCUCGGGUCGCCUGGAGCUCAUUCUGACCUGGACUACAAUUCUCUGGAUGACUGGGGUCCAAAGUUUGAGAAAAUUGCAGAACUCUAUGGAGAGGAUAUUGAGACGGCGUCUGAAUCCACUGAAAAAGCAGAGUCAGAGAAGCAGACAUAAGUGUUUCGGAGAAAACUGCUCUAACCAAUGCUAAAAACUCAACCUUUCAGCUCUUUUUAGACAUCCGUGUCAUGGUCUCAUCGAUACAGUGAGAUGUUUGUAACUCAACAGCUGUAACGACUGACUGACUGCCUUUUUCUCUCGUUUUCUUUUGGGUGUUCGGAGCUCUGGAUCCCAACAAGACAAUGAUUUUGAGAAGAAAUGAAACAAAAACAAAUGGAAAAAAAACUAAUGAAAAUAAGGAAACUAUUUUAACUGGUGUAUAUUUUUUAUUGCUCAAUAAAGUCCUGAGAUCCUGACACAUGAA